This is a messenger RNA of Magnolia sinica, 3408 nucleotides long. RefSeq lists its product as uncharacterized. The transcript is spliced from 19 exons. The coding region runs from base 139 to 3057 and encodes 972 amino acids. NCBI's taxonomy places the organism in Eukaryota, Viridiplantae, Streptophyta, Magnoliopsida, Magnoliales, Magnoliaceae. Gene Ontology annotation, molecular function: RNA binding. The record is from RefSeq and is a predicted model, not a curated record.
UGAUGGGGUCCCCAGCCAAACGGCGCCCGAAUGUGUUCUGGCGGUAGGGUUUUAGAACUCUUCGAUAUUCGACGCGUGAGUGGCAGCUUUCUAGAAUAAAACCCUCUGUAGGGUAGAGAGAGAGAGAGAGAGAGAGAGAUGGGGAAGAAAACGAAAGCCAUGAAGGAGGGAGGCGUCAGUGAGAAUGGUGGCGGAGAGCACUGCCGCUCUACCGUUUUUGUCUCCAAUGUGCCAUUUUCUCUUUCUUCUGCUCAGCUCGAAGAAACAUUCAGUGAGGUGGGUCCCGUGCGCCGGUCCUUCCUCGUAACAAAAAAGGGAUCAAAUGAACACCGUGGCUUUGGGUUUGUCCAGUUUGCUGUUACUGAAGAUGCUGAGCGGGCCAUUCAAUUAAAAAAUGGUGCACUCAUGGGAGGCAGAAAGAUUGGAGUUAAACUUGCAAUCCAUCGUCUUCCCCUUGAACUGCGUCGGUCAAAGGCAAAUCAUGAUGAUCCCUUGCCAAAGGACAAGGAAGGCAACCUUUCUUGUGGAGUAAUUAAACAUGAGCAAGCUUCUCCUGCACAAGCAAUAGAGAAGUCGAAAGGGACCAGAAAAGAAAUGGUAGUUCACAGUGAUGUACCUAAUAAAGGGGAUUAUACAGUCAAACAGAGGGUUGCCAAAACAGUAGUAUUUGGUGGUCUUCUGCGUGCUAAAAUGGCAGACGAAGUGUUUCGUCGUGCUCGGGAGGUUGGUGAUGUAGUUUCUAUAACUUAUCCGCUUCCCAAAGAAGAGCUUGAACUCCAUGGACUUGCACAGGACGGAUGCAAAAUGGAUGCCGCUGCUGUGCUUUAUACAAGUGUCAAAUCAGCACGUGCUUCUGUUGCCAUGUUGCAUCAGCAAGAGAUAAAUGGUGGAUGUGUUUGGGCACGUCAGUUGGGUGGCGAGGGCUCCAAGACAAGGAAGUGGAAACUUAUUGUUAGAAAUCUCCCUUUCAAGGUUACAGUAAAUGAGAUUAAAAAUGUCUUUGCUGCAGCAGGUUUUGUGUGGAACGUAUUCAUUCCGCAUUUGUCUGAGGAAGGGUUGUCUAAGGGGUUUGCUUUUGUUGCCUUCAUGAGCAAACAAGAUGCAGAAAAUGCCAUCCAGAAGGUUAAUGGGCAAAAGAUAGGCAAAAGGCCUGUUGCUGUUGAUUGGGCCGUUUCAAAGAAAAUAUAUGCAACAGUUUCCAAUUCUACUGAUGCUACAAAAGAUGAACAACAGGAUGACAUGCAUGGGGAUGAUAUUGACAAAGAUGAUUUGGCUAGCGAGGAUGAUGAAGAUGAUAGUGCUGUGGUACCCAAAGAUAGUGGUACAGUUCCAGAAGAAUGUAAUGAUGUAGACAAUGAAGUUCUCUCUACAGAAGUGGAUUUUGAUGAGUCAGAAAUUACAAUGAAGGUUCUCAACAACUUGAUGUCAUCCUCUGCAAACGGAACCCUUCCUGCUCAUGAAGACGAUUCCAACUUCACUGUAAAUGACGAGGAAUUAAAAUCACCUGAUGUGAUUAGUUUCAAGAGUAAGAGAGCUGUUGAGCCUGGAGAAAAUACCAGUAGAAGUAAACUGAAAAAUCCCAAUAAAAAGGAACUGACUGCUCAUGAAUCAAAUGAGGGAGAAGAUGGUUUGGACAGGACAAUUUUCAUAAGCAACCUCCCAUUUGAGCUUGACAAUGAGGAAGUCAAACAAAGAUUCUCUGUAUUUGGGGAAGUGCAAUCAUUUCUUCCAGUGCUUCACCACAUCACGAAGCGACCAAGAGGGACUGCAUUUCUCAAGUUUGGUACAACAGCUGCAGCAGAUGCUGCAGUUUCGGCUGCUAAUGCUGCACAAGGUUUAGGUAUUGUUAUGAAAGGGAGAUCACUGACUGUCUUGAAGGCUUUGGAUAAGAAAUCAGCUCACAAGAAGGAACUUGAUAAGAAAAAGAAUGAGGCUCAUGACCUGCGCAACCUUUACCUUGCAAAGGAAGGUGUCAUUCUUGAGGGGACGCCUGCUGCUGAAGGUGUGUCUGAAGGUGAUAUGUUAAAGCGACAAGAAUUGCAAAGAAAAAAGAUGGCUAAGCUUCAGUCUCCAAAUUAUCAUGUUUCGAGGACUAGACUCAUUGUAUACAAUGUGCCACGGUCAAUGACAGAAAGAGAACUUAAGAGACUUUGUAUAGAAGCAGUUCUUUCUCGAGCUAGCAAGCAAAAGCCCUUGAUCAGACAGAUAAAGUUUCUGAAGGAUGAGAAGAAAGUAAAGGCUGGAAAGAAGCACUCACGUGGUGUAGCUUUUGUUGAGUUUAGUCAACAUGAUCAUGCAAUUGUGGCCCUCAGAGUUCUUAAUAACAAUCCAGAAACUUUUGGUCCUGAGCAUCGCCCGGUUGUUGAGUUUGCUCUUGACAAUGUCCACACAUUAAGAUUGCGUAGAACUAAAUUACAGUCUCAGCAGGGCAUCCAUGGUAGUCCAACAAAAGAUAAGGCCAUGGAUGCACAGGAGAACACCGUAUCUCAGACAGCAAAUGAUAAGAAAAUGAAAAAUCAUAAACCUCGAGAAGGUAGUGGAUCAUUCAAGGCCCUAAAAUCUGACAAAGGAGAUGACGAAGUAUAUGAUGCUAGUGAAGGGGGUACAAAGGCAGGUAACGCUGUGGAGCCUACAACAAAGAAGCAGAAGGGUCCACACGCGAAAGGAAGAAAGACUGAACUUUCUGCCAAGGCAAAUCAUGGGCGGACCAAUGAAAACCCGCUCAGCCAACGAGAAAUUGGCAAAUUCAAUCGACAACCAUCUAAUGUGAAAAAUACGGCAAAAGAAGCAAGCACAGCCGACACCCAGAAGUCCAGAUCCAAUGAGGCAAUACGAGGGGCCCUGAAGAAGAGGAAACGCCCGGAGGGUGAUGUUACAGAACAGCAGAAGGGCCCCAAAAGUACGAAGAAGAAAAAGAAAGUGUCGGGAGAGGAACCGCAGGAUAAACUAGACAAGCUGAUCGAACAGUACCGCUUCAAGUUUUCACAGCGUAAUUCAAACAAUACCGAACGGGUAAAACAAGGUUCUGGAGAACUCCGGAGAUGGUUUCAGUCCUAGUAGAGCUGCCCCAGCUCUGCCUGAGAGCGCCAAAGUUUUGUCUCUCUACAAACCCAUUUACACCCUAACAGUAAUGUUGAUGAUUAAUAUAUAAAGGAAUGAUGAACUGUCCAGAAAGGGAGCUGAGUCAUGUAGAAUAAAUAGUAAAGGACCCAGCCAUUUAUUGGAUCUUAAAACUGCAAUGGCCGACCUUUUCUUUCCAUGCAGUAAUUCAGUGUGUGAGCGUCGGUGGCCAGCAAUCCAAAUGCUAUCUCAUUUUGAAAGGCUCUCGGAUCCGUCUCAUGUUGAGAGGUGUGGAGACGUGUUGACAGAAUAUUCUCUUAUAUAUUUCAUAAUUUUUCAAAAGCUCAA